This is a messenger RNA of Anolis sagrei ordinatus, 3876 nucleotides long. RefSeq names its product carnitine palmitoyltransferase 1C (gene CPT1C). Lineage: Eukaryota; Metazoa; Chordata; Lepidosauria; Squamata; Anolidae. Gene Ontology annotation, biological process: fatty acid metabolic process; carnitine metabolic process. Gene Ontology annotation, molecular function: carnitine O-palmitoyltransferase activity. Gene Ontology annotation, cellular component: mitochondrion. The record is from RefSeq and is a predicted model, not a curated record.
GCAUUUCAUUUAGUCCAGAAAACUGAGAUGGUCCCUGGGAAGGAUGCAAGAGCAUCAGUGAGAGGCGCCUGGGACUUUCUGGAUUGCAAAGCAGUGAAGGUGCCUUGUCUCCAAAAUGAGAUCACAGAAAGAGAGAGUUGAAGAGGUCAGGAGGGAGGACUGAACUCCAGGAAGCCUCCAAAUUGGCUGUGGGCGGGCUCCGGAAGCCGAGACCCAUAUUGUGACUGUGUAAAGAAGGCAGAGACAGAAGCAGCGCAGGGCAUUUUGGGAAAAUCUUUAGCCGGCAUGGCAAGGAUGGAGAGGGAUGCUCAAGGCCAGAGAGAGAGGAGAUGGAUGUUGGGGAGCAAAGCAAAAGCCUGAAUUGUGGGUAGAGGGGGAGAAAAGAAAGAAAGGGUUGCAAGAGGAGAGAAGAGAGACAGAGCCGAGUUUGGAGGAAGUGGAGGAGAGAAAGAAAGAAAGAAAGGAGGGAUGGAAAGGAGGAGAAGAAGCAAAAAGGGAUGCUGCUGGUGCUGAAGAAGGAAGAAGAUGCUGAGCUCCGUGGAAUGGCUCAGCCCCACAAGUGGGCCAGGAUACUCUUAACUCCUUGGGGUCAAUCUCAAAUUGGCAAGAGUUGGCAGCGUGGCUCACCUGGAUGGUUCUAAUGCAAUUUACUGGUGGAACAGGUCGUGUGCGCGUGGACUGAAUAGAUAUCCCAUCCCAAGCGUCAGACCUGUUAAGGCAAACAAGUCCAACUUGUUUCUAGAGAGGAGGAGAUUAGAGGGAAGAGUCUGAGAGCACAUUCGCUUGGGCAGAUUCUGGAGAACUGGUGGAGGCUUUCAGAUGUCCUAAGUGGGAAUAAGCCAAUAAGUUAGCAUCCCAUUAAGAUGGCUGAAGCUCACCAGGCUGUGGCUUUCCAGUUCACUGUCUCUCCGGAGGGGAUUGACCUUCAACUCAGCCAUGUAGCUUUCAAGGAGAUCUAUCUUUCGGGCGUGAGAUCCUGGAAGAAGAAAUUUAACCAGCUACGAAAUGGUUUCGUGACAGGGGUCUACCCUGCCAGCCCUUCCAGUUGGCUUUUCAUGGUUACUGCCAUCCUGGUGACCCAGUACUCCCGCCUUGACCCUUCCAUGGGCAUGAUUGACAAGAUCAAGGAACACCUACCAGUCAGUGGUUAUCUGUCAGAUCAAGGCAUGAAUAUUCUCAGCGCUGCAACCUUUUCCACAGUCCUUUGGCUGGCCCUCAUCAUGACAAUGCGCAGCAUAUUGAAGAUGCUGCUGUGCUAUCAUGGCUGGAUGUAUGAGGAGCAUGGGAAGAUGUCCAACACCACAAAAAUUUGGCUGGCGCUGGUGAAGAUGUUUGCUGGACGAACCCCAAUGUUGUAUAGUUACCAGGCUUCACUGCCCCGCUUGCCUGUCCCUGCCCUCAAGGACACUAUGCAGAAGUAUUUGGAGUCCAUACGGCCGCUUACGACAGAUGCCGAAUUCCAGCGGAUGACAGCUCUUGCCCGUGACUUUGAACAGACCCUUGGACCUCGCUUGCAGUGGUACCUCAAGCUCAAGUCUUGGUGGGCAUCCAACUAUGUAAGUGACUGGUGGGAAGAAUAUGUCUACCUCCGCAGUAGAGGUCCCCUGAUGGUAAAUAGCAACUAUUAUGCCAUGGAUUUUAUUUAUGUAACCCCCACUCCGGUCCAGGCUGCUCGUGCUGGCAAUCUCGUCUAUGCUAUGAUGUUGUACAGAAGAAAACUUAUCCAGGAGGAGAUCAAGCCGAGCAUGGUCCCCAAUUCCGUCAUCCCCCUCUGUACGGCUCAGUGGCAACGUCUCUUCAAUACCACCCGGUUGCCAGGGUUGGGGCUGGAUACUAUACAGCAUCUGCAGGACAGCAGGCACAUUGCUGUAUACCAUGCUGGGCGCUUAUUUCGGGUCUCGCUGUACCACAACGGGAAGAUGCUUCGCCCACGGGAGCUUCAGGCACAGUUCCAGUCCAUCCUAGGAGAUCCCACACCUCCUUCUCCUGGGGAGGAAAAAUUGCCUGCCCUGACUGCGGCCGACAGAGACCCCUGGGCUCGGGCCCGCAAUACCUUCUUUCAAACAGGACAGAACGAGCAGUCGCUGAGCAUAGUUGAGAAAGCUGCCUUCUUUGUCACCCUGGACACCAGUGAGCAGGGGCUGAGGGACCCCAAUCCAGGCCAUUCUUUGGAUGCCUAUGCCAAGUCGCUCUUGCAUGGACGCUGCUGUGACAGGUGGUUUGACAAAUCUUUCACAUUGAUUGUUUACCGCAAUGGGAAGUCUGGGCUCAACGCUGAGCACUCGUGGGCUGAUGCACCCAUUGUGGGGCACCUUUGGGAGUAUUGCCUUGCCACAGAUGCUUUUACGCUGGGAUAUGAUGAUAAUGGGAACUGCAAGGGUGACAUGGACCCUAACAUCCCUCCACCCCAAAAGCUGCAAUGGGAGAUCCCACCAGAGUGCGAAGAAGUGAUCAUGCAGUCCUUCAGGGUGGCUUAUAACCUCGCCAGUGACAUAGACUUCCAUGCCUUUACUUUCAAGGACUUUGGCAAAGGUCUCAUAAAAAAAUGCCGCACCAGUCCAGAUGGCUUCAUCCAGCUCGCUCUCCAGCUGGCACAUUUUAAGGACAAGAAGAAGUUCUGCCUCACAUACGAGGCAUCCAUGACCCGUCUCUAUCGGGAGGGCCGCACAGAAACAGUCCGUUCCUGCACCAUUGAGUCCUGCAACUUUGUCAAAGCCAUGAUAGAUCCUACUCAAGAUGAUAGCGCCAGGUUACACCUGUUCCGUGUGGCAGCCGAGAAACAUCAGAACCUUUACCGGCAAGCUAUGACGGGUGGUGGUAUUGACAGGCACCUCUUCUGCCUCUAUGUAGUCUCCAAAUAUCUUGGCUUAGAUUCCCCCUUUUUGCGUGAGGUGCUGUCUGAGCCAUGGCGUCUAUCCACUAGUCAGACUCCUAUCCAGCAGCUGGAACUGUUUGACCUUCAGAACCAUCCAGACUACAUUUCUUGUGGUGGUGGAUUUGGGCCGGUUGAUGAUAAUGGGUAUGGCGUGUCAUACAUCAUUGUCGGUGAAGAUCUCAUCAACUUCCAUGUGUCAUGCAAAAUCUCCAGCCAAGAGACAGAUGCACACCGGUUUGGGUUGAACAUCCGGAAUGCGAUGACAGACAUUGCACUCUUGUUCAAAGUGAACAAAAAAAUUGCUGCCAGAGGUGACCAGUGACUGAAUAAAUGCCAGCAGAAUUGUACAGACAGCCACCAACAGACACACUGAGUGUGUUUUUCUGUUCUCUGAUAUGCAGGGACAUCCAGAAAUGGGUUGGGGUGGGAAUGGACAUAGUUCGGGCCUGAAGAUUCUUUCAAGCACAAUGGAUUGGCAAGAUAUUGUCCUGCUCUUGGAUUUCUUCGCUUUGGACUUUGUACUGGAGACUACUAACUCGUUAAGGAAAUUGCACCCCUCCAAACAUCUCUGUGCUAAUUUUAGGAUACUAAAGAGCACACAGUUGGAUAUGACAAGCAAAUAGACUAGGCUUCAUUGAGGGCACAUGGAUGGAUGGAGGUCUGUGAUUGAACUAGAACAAAAACACAGGUUCUUCUAGGCUCCUGUCGUUAUACUUGAAAGUGAUGUUUCCACAGCCUUCUUUCUCCCACAGCUCAGACUCUCUUUUACUUGCAUUCGGCAUUUCCACCUCAGUCCACAGCAGCUGGCUGCAUCUCCUCUUUUGCGCUUCACUUUCAACAGAUUGUGUUCCUGUUGCUGAAUUGUUACCUUAUUCCCAUGAGACAUUUCAAUGGGUCUGACUGUAGAGUGGAGUUGGUGGGGGUCCUAAUUUCUCCUUGUCCCAACAAAUGUCUGGGAUAAGAGGUAUGCAAAAUAUAAUGCAGGGAAAGCGAUCCAUAAU